Messenger RNA from Exophiala xenobiotica, 1540 nucleotides. Its product is annotated as vacuolar protease A. The record is from RefSeq and is a predicted model, not a curated record. Gene Ontology annotation, molecular function: aspartic-type endopeptidase activity. Gene Ontology annotation, biological process: proteolysis. The coding region runs from base 93 to 1286 and encodes 397 amino acids. Gene Ontology annotation, cellular component: fungal-type vacuole. The transcript has 3 exons. NCBI's taxonomy places the organism in Eukaryota, Fungi, Ascomycota, Eurotiomycetes, Chaetothyriales, Herpotrichiellaceae.
CCUCAAUCGAUCCUCCCGUCUCUCUUCAUCUCUGCAUCAACAAACCACUCAAUCAUCGUAUCUCCAUUCCUUAGUAUCGUGUGGUUGGCAUUAUGAAGUCUGGACUUGUUGUCGCAGCUACGCUGCUAGGUGCUGCCAAUGCUGGCAUGCACCGGAUGAAGCUCCAGAAGGUGCCUUUGGAAACACAGCUCGGUGCAGCCAACAUCGGCGACCACGUGCGAGCCCUCCGCCACAAAUACACACAGAAGACAUUGGGAGGACCUGCGGAGGAUAUCUUCAGUGACACUUCCAUCCAUCCGGAUGGCCCGCAUGAUGUCCCCGUCGAGAACUUCUUGAAUGCUCAAUACUUUAGCACCAUCGCCUUGGGGACGCCACCACAAGAGUUCAAGGUCGUCCUCGAUACCGGUUCCUCUAACCUCUGGGUUCCUAGCCAAUCUUGCGGCUCGAUUGCGUGCUACCUCCAUCAAAAAUACGAUUCCUCUGCAUCGUCCACAUACAAGAAGAAUGGAUCUGACUUCGGCAUCCGUUACGGGUCUGGCGAGGUGGCUGGUUUCAUCUCUCAAGACGUUCUGCGCAUCGGAGAUCUGAAGGUGAAAGAUCAACUCUUUGGUGAGGCCACCAGCGAGCCUGGUCUGGCUUUCGCUUUUGGUCGUUUUGAUGGCAUUCUUGGUCUGGGUUACGAUACCAUCUCGGUCAACCACAUUCCUCCCCCAUUCUACAACAUGAUCGACCAGAAGCUGCUUGACGAACCCGUCUUCGCCUUCUACCUUGGCAACACCGAUGACGGAUCUGAGUCAGAGGCGACCUUUGGCGGUAUUGACAAGAGCCACUACACUGGAAAGAUGGUCAAGAUCCCGCUUCGCCGCAAGGCCUACUGGGAAGUCAACCUUGAUUCCAUCAGCUUCGGUAAAGAGACGGCUGAUCUCGACAACACCGGGGUUAUUCUGGACACUGGUACUUCCUUGAUUGCUCUACCAAGCACCCUUGCAGAACUGCUCAACAAAGAGCUUGGAGCCAAGAAAGGGUUCAAUGGACAAUAUACUGUCGAGUGUGACAAGCGCGACUCGCUCCCCGACAUCAGCUUCACUCUCAGUGGUUACAACUUUUCGAUCACGGCCUACGACUAUAUCCUCGAGGUUCAAGGGUCUUGCAUCAGUAGCUUCAUGGGUAUGGAUUUCCCCGCGCCUACUGGUCCGCUGGCUAUCCUUGGUGACAGUUUCUUGCGCAAGUGGUACAGCGUGUACGACCUUGGCAAUGAUGCCGUCGCUUUGGCCCAGGCCAAAUAAACGGAAACUGCACUGGCAGAGUGUGUCAAAUCCAAACGCAAUCCCCCUGGGCUGGGAAAGUCUUUUGUGUGUCUAGUCUAGGUGGAAUUCGGGCGUCGGCUUGAUGCGGUCACUAAUAGUCCUUGUAUCAACGACAUCCGCAAAUCUCCCUUUCAUUAUUGGAAAUAUGAAUCAGCCACCCCGAGGAGGGCAAACAGCGUGUCGAGGCAAUGAAUAUAGACCUUGGAUGGUUGAAAUCCAUUCUGUUCUCCUGA